Molecule: messenger RNA, 1170 nt
Organism: Henningerozyma blattae CBS 6284
Lineage: Eukaryota; Fungi; Ascomycota; Saccharomycetes; Saccharomycetales; Saccharomycetaceae
Gene: RRT2
Product: diphthamide synthase
Exons: 1
Coding region: 1-1170 (389 amino acids)
Molecular function (GO): protein binding
Source: RefSeq, a predicted model, not a curated record
AUGGAAGAAUCAAACGUUUUAAAUGCUGUCAAGACCAACUUACCUCCUUGUGCUUUACGUAUUGUCCAUGACAAUUUCAUUUUAAUUGGAACUUAUAAUUUAGAUAAACCAACAGGUAAUAGAGAUGGAUCAUUGGAUAUCUUCGAUAUAAAUUUAAAUUUAAUUCAUUCUUAUCAUACGUAUGGUGCUAUUUUAGAUUUAAAAGUCUCACCAUUUGAUAGAAACUUAAUUGUAACAGGCCAUUCAACAGGUAAUUUAAUUUUAUGGAAAUUAGAUUUUAUAGAAGAAACUGAUGAUUUAAUAGCAAAGGAGAUUAAAUCAAUUCAAGUUUUUGAUAAAGAUACUUUAAUCACUUCAUUACAUUUUUCACCUUUAGAUCCUACUCUAUUAUUAAUAACGUCUACUUUAGGCGAUUCUGCUACAAUCAAUCUUGAAACUGGUAAUUUAGAAAAUUUCAAUGUAAAAAUAAUACAAGAUUUUUAUGAAAAAUUAGAUACAAAUAAGCCUAUAGAGGUUCAAGGAUCUUCUCAAGUAGUCGUUGUUUAUAGAGACAAAAUUGAAUCAUUCGAUCGUUCUCAUGAUUUAGAAUGCUGGACUGGUGAAUUUGGUUAUUUACAACCUUUACAAAAUGUGAUAUUUACUGGUGGUGAUGAUUCUCGUAUAAUAGCACAUGAUUUACGUUCCAAAGAAACUAUUUGGUCUAAUAAUAAGAUUCACCAGGCUGGUGUGGUGGCAAUUAAAUGUUCCAAUGAUAAUUUUAGAAAUAAUAAACCAACAUCUAUUCUAACAGGUUCAUAUGAUGAUCAUAUUAGAUCACUUGAUUUAAGAAUGAUGGGUGAGAUGAGUAUUUUCCCAGGUGAUAAUAUUUCUGCAAUGAAAGUGUGGGAAACUAAUUUAGGUGGUGGUGUUUGGAGAUUCAGUGAGUGUCCAGAACCUUUAAAGAGUUCAUUGAAAGAAGGAGAAGACAAAUUAAUGGUUUGUUGUAUGUACAAUGGUGCUAAGAUUGUCUCAUUAUCAGAUAAAUUUAUAGAUGAAACAGGAGAAUAUUUCCAAGAAGUAGGUUAUUUGAAAACAGGCCAUGAAUCGAUGUGUUACGGCGGUGAUUGGUCUUCAGAAUUUAUUGCAACUUGCUCAUUUUACGAUAACUCUUUACAACUUUGGAAAGAAUAG